Stegodyphus dumicola is the source of this 1073-nucleotide messenger RNA. RefSeq lists its product as uncharacterized. The record is from RefSeq and is a predicted model, not a curated record. NCBI's taxonomy places the organism in Eukaryota, Metazoa, Arthropoda, Arachnida, Araneae, Eresidae.
UGUAAUCUGUCGUCAAUUCUAUUUACUUUUAUGCUGCUCUACAAGUUGUUUUGUGAUAUGUUUGCCAGCGUCUGCUUAUGUCUGCUCUGAAAUGAUUCAGAGUUCACCACUCAACUCACGGAAUUUCCUUUUGCUAGUCGUCUACAUUCAGUUCUUCUUCAUUGGAGCUCAAAGAAUAAACGAGCUGGAAGACAGGAAUCUGCGAAGGCAGAGGGUUCCUGUACAGAUUGGGGAAUAUCCAGAACAAGAGCAUACAAUUCGAAGACAAAAUCGUCCAGAGGAGAAUGGUGAUAUCUAUGAAUUUCAUAGGUUUCAGCACUAUGGUUUUAAGACACCUUCACCACAUACGUUCAGUUUAGAAAGUAUGCUGGCUUUAUUAGCUCCUUUAGCAACUAUUCCUAUAAUUGCAAGUGCUGCCCUUAGCAGUUUGGCCACCAUUCUACCGACAUUAACGACAGAUGGUAUGGUGAAAGGUCGAGGCAAAGGUGUGGUAAAAGGGAGAAGUCGUAGAGAAGCUGUUUUAGAUACACUGGAUUUAAUGACAUAUUUCAACUCUUCUACAUGGGAUACAUUUUCGAAAUCACCAAACUACCCAAUCAAACGUGAUAUCAGGGAUUUGGAUGUAAUACAAAAAUACCUCAAACAGAUGAAUCACAAAGAAGAUUACAACGAUGAAGUUAUGGCAUCUUAUCUUCAAUGCAGUGGAAUGCUGAGUUCUCACAAUCAUUGUUUGGAAAGGCUGGUAUGUCAAUUUUCGGAUCGGAAUUCAAGAAUGGAAUCUCUGGAGAAAGAUGUGGCUUCACUGAUAAUUUACACGAUUUUGAAUAACAGACACAUAAAGGCAGAAUUCAAAGAAAGACUAAGAAAGGCUGCGGUAUUUGGUAGAGACAGUAGCGGAAGAUGCGGAUUUUAUGUUUGUUCCAGGAAUAACUUCAGAUCCAAAUGAGCAUUAUCAGCCUGUUUUUAGUGAAAAUCUGAAUGGAUUACUUUAACAAACAGCACAAUAUACUCAAAAUGAAACAGAGAUUAACUGUAUUAUUUAAAUUUUAUUAAACUUCGAGUUUUUCAGAAUA